CGGCGGGCCUAGCCCAGCCAAGCCCAGACAAUUGCCGGCUCCGCCCUGUACUUGAAACCCUAAUUAGUUCGCCGUCGGCCCCAUUGCGGACUCCUCUUGCAGUGCGGGACCGAGCGAGGGAAAGAAGGCGAGAAUGGGCACCGGAAAGCGGAAGAAGUCCGACGGCCGCGAAGUGGAAGCGGCGUCGGCGGCGGCGGAGAGGGGAGGUGGAGGAGGCGAAGGAGUGAAGGAGAAGAAGCGGAGGACGCUCCCAUCGAUGAUAAAGAACAAGGAGAAGAGGAGCGCCGUCCACGCCGAGCUCAAGCGCGAGAAGAGGAUCGAGAAGCGGAAGAAGGCAAAGGCCCAAGAGGCCGCUCUCCAGAGAGCUAUCGAGCUCGGCGAAGAGCCUCCGCUAAAGAAGGUUCCACGGACGAUUGAGAACACAAGGGAGCCUGAUGAGACCGUUUGUAAACCGGAUGAUGAGGAGUUGUUUGCAGGAAAUGAUGCUGAUGAAUUUUGUGAAGUUCUGAAACAGGACGUAAGUCCGAAGAUAUUGAUCACUACAUGUCGUUUCAACUCUACUAGAGGUCCUGCAUUUAUUGAGGAGCUGUUGUCGGUGAUCCCAAAUGCCCACUACUACAAAAGGGGAACCUAUGAACUGAAAAAGAUCAUAGAAUAUGCAAAGAACAAAGACUUCACUUCUAUCAUAGUUGUGCAUACUAAUCGCAGGGAACCAGAUGCCUUGCUGAUUAUCAACUUACCGGAUGGACCUACUGCGCAUUUCAAACUAUCAAACGUUGUCUUGCGCAAAGACAUAAAGAAUCAUGGGAGACCUACAAGCCAUAUGCCAGAGUUAGUACUGAACAACUUCACCACACGCCUUGGUCAUCGUAUUGGAAGAAUGGUACAAUCUCUUUUCCCUCAUGAUCCUAACUUCCGUGGCCGUCGAGUUGUAACCUUCCACAAUCAGCGAGACUUCAUAUUCUUUCGCCAUCAUAGGUAUAUAUUUGAAACAAAAGAAAAGAAAGUCGACCCAAAGGAUAAAGCAGCUAAGGGUGCAAAGGAAAAGAAUGCAUCACAGCAAAAAGUGAUUGCGCGCCUUCAGGAGUGUGGCCCUCGCUUCACAAUGAAAUUAAUUAGUCUGCAGCAUGGAACAUUUGAUACAAAAGGUGGAGAGUUUGAAUGGGUCCAUAAGCCGGAGAUGGAUACUAGCCGCAGGAGAUUUUUCUUAUAAUCAAGAGAAUCUGCUACAGAGUCACUUGAUUUUUGGGGUGAAGUUUUUGGCCGAGGUAUCGGCAGCAGUUGCAUUUAUCUUUUCCAUCUGUUGGUGUCUAACAACAUAGUCCUAGCUUCUCGAGCAAUUUUUUUUACAUUGGUUAUCCGAGCUUUAUAUGUUUUGACUGUUUCAAAGUAAUGUGAGAACAUUUUCUGAAAUAUUGGAAGUCCUCAAGUUAUUCAUGACUUUUCAUCAUCCAAUUGAUUUUCAAAUAAUUGUUUAGUAAAUAGUUAUUCAAUCAUUCACCAUCUUUAUGAUU
Phoenix dactylifera (date palm) is the source of this 1514-nucleotide messenger RNA. It is a transcript of the gene MEE49, whose product is annotated as Ribosomal RNA processing Brix domain protein. NCBI's taxonomy places the organism in Eukaryota, Viridiplantae, Streptophyta, Magnoliopsida, Arecales, Arecaceae. The record is from RefSeq and is a predicted model, not a curated record. Gene Ontology annotation, molecular function: rRNA primary transcript binding. Gene Ontology annotation, biological process: maturation of LSU-rRNA; maturation of 5.8S rRNA. Gene Ontology annotation, cellular component: nucleolus; preribosome, large subunit precursor.